GGUCAAAUUUCUGGUCGCAGCUUCAAACUGAAGACUUCAUAUAGGCGUUAAAUCCCAGCUAGACCAUAAAGCACAAACCCGAUUCUCCAUAGCGGACCCCUAGGAUUUCUUGAUGCGAAAGAAUACAGCAAAAUAUGGAUCACCCCUUUUCUUUACCAAGCGACCGCAAUUUUUACCAUAACAAUGCACCAUUGGGCCUUGACAACCCCCUCAUUUCGGAUGAAGACUUUCAGUUGUGGGGAGACUUGGGUUGUUUGGACUUAGCGAAUCCCUCCAACUCAUUUGUAGGCUCUUCGUCGCCUGCUUGGGCUCCGCAAUGGAUGGCUGGAAAUGAAAGAUAUCAAGAACUCUCUGCCCCAUUGUCUUACAAUUCUCAUCCACCAUUUUCGAGGGAUCUCAACCAGGAAAUGGGGCUUCCAAGUCUCUCACGAUCGUUUCCACCCCCGCCUUCAUCAAAACCAGUCGCUGAGGACGGAAACCAUGGCUCUUUGGCGUGGAUAAACACAGUACAAGACAACGGAACCCCGGUAUCUACUGCGAGUAACUUGAUCGAGAUGUGCCCGGCAUCAAUUUCAGGAGGGUGGCCUAAUCGCUACAAUGCAUCGGCUUAUCAAAGGACUGCGGAGAAUGCAAUACAAAAUAACAAUACAGCGUCUUGGCAAUCUCAAAUACUGAACAGCACGGAAUCUUCGCCAUAUCAACGAGAAGCUCCAAACUCAGCAUCACGAAGCGAUAUUAUCAGCACGCAAUGGCAACCUCAAAGUCACAAUUACGAAGCCCCCUCGUUUAUAACAUACACGCCCAAGCUGCCUUUAAAUCCAACCUCACAUACCUCUUCGCAGAAACCUACGACUUCAGCACACCUAACUCAGCCUCAAACUCCCAGUGUCUCAGACUCAACAUACCAAGCCGAAUCAUACUGGAAGCCCCCAAAUCAUCCUCUCGAAACCAUCACUCCAUUCAUAAACCCGACUCCCUUUGCCGCCACACUAACAACCACCUUUCACUUUUUCCAUUCUCACUCCCUCUUAUACAAAUCGGGCGUCAAGCCUCAAGAAUUACAAAUGCAUCUUGCCGCCGGCUCCUGCGGCGUGACUAUACACGGGACUGUUUCCAUUCCCGAAAAUACCAGCUGUUACCAAAACGGCACACUCGGUCUCAUAAUUGCGCAAGAAAUGCCUCUAACUCCUCGAUUAUAUCUACCCAUCCAGCGAAAAAAGAUUUCCGAGUCCAUGCGUCAGGUUGUGUCGGAGUUGCAUAGAAAGGGAAUUGUGCAUGGCGAUAUCUAUCUUUCGAAUUUUCUGCUCUGCGCUUCUGGGAAUUCGAAAGAUCAAGCCAGUGUUAAACUUAGCAAUUUCCACGAUUCUCUAUUUAUCUCAGACUCUUCUUCUCAAACUUCAGUUGAUCGUGAAAAAGAAGAACAAUGGACACCAAUCCUCAACGGCAGGAUAGUUUCCCCAAAUCGGGCAAAUGAGUGGAUGAAAGGAAGGGAUAGGAAAGCGACCAAAGAAGACGAUUUGUAUGCGUUGGGGAUUUGUAUGUGGGAACUGUGGAGUGGGAAGAGGUAUGACGAAACGUGUGGAAUUUGGGAAGAUGUGAGGAGGGGUGACCUAAAAGGAAGAGGGGUGGAUAUGAAGGGGGUUGGGGAUAAGGAGGUUAGAGCAUGGGUUAGGGCGUGGUUGAGAGGCGGGGGAGCAAUUGUUUGAUGACUUGAAUGUGAUUUAAGAUUAUAGUAGAAAACAUACACAGGGCA
This is a messenger RNA of Botrytis cinerea B05.10, 1753 nucleotides long. RefSeq lists its product as hypothetical. The transcript has a single exon. Gene Ontology annotation, molecular function: ATP binding; protein kinase activity. Lineage: Eukaryota; Fungi; Ascomycota; Leotiomycetes; Helotiales; Sclerotiniaceae. The record is from RefSeq and is a predicted model, not a curated record. Gene Ontology annotation, biological process: protein phosphorylation. The coding region runs from base 135 to 1706 and encodes 523 amino acids.